Molecule: messenger RNA, 912 nt
Organism: Adineta ricciae
Lineage: Eukaryota; Metazoa; Rotifera; Eurotatoria; Adinetida; Adinetidae
Source: the annotation of a GenBank genome assembly
AUGUCAAUUCCAACAGCAUUGGAAGAUCAUCAUAAACAAUUGAUACAAUAUUUCCUCCAUGACGGUGCUUAUAACGAACAUGAAUUAAUCGAUCUGCUGACGAGUUUACGUGAUCGAUAUGAUUUGAAGAUGAAGGUUAAAGAUGAAAUUCGAGUAUUCAAAGACGGAUAUUUGCCAUUAAUGAAUAAACACUUGAAUCAAUAUGGAAUCGAUAUUAAACAAGUUACAAGUGAAGAACACGAAAAUGACGUGUAUUUUGUUUGUGUGCAAAAUUUCAAAGCACAGUUUGUGAAAUUGGAUACUUCGUAUACGGAAAAAGAAGCCGCAGUGUUCGAAAAAUUAUUAGAACUAAUCAUUACAAGUGAUGAUAAAUGCAUUCAACCUCGAGAAGUGUACGAGUCUAUUCUGUCCAACGAUUUAAAAAUGACACAGAAAGAAUUUGGCGAAACAAUGACACGGUUUCAACGUGAUAAAUGGAUUGAAGGCGGACCAAAUAAUACAGUUAUACUUCAUUCUCGGGCGAUCUUGGAAAUGCGAUCAUUUAUUACAGAUAUCUAUCAGGACUAUGUAGCAAAUUGUCAGAAUUGUCGACUAUUAUUAAUCCGAGGAUUUGUCUGUUCGAAUAGCUCAUGUGAUGUUCAUUUGCAUCGAUCAUGUGCUGCUCGAUAUUUUCAACAGAUAUCAAAUGCCAGACAUGGUAAAACAGCUUAUCCAUGUCCAUCAUGUAAAAAAGAAUGGAACAAAGACGAUGUGAACAGCGUGUUAAACUCCAACAGCGUCAAUGACGAGAAUGGCGAUUACCAAGCAACAACAACGGUCAACAAAAGACAACGAACAUCAAGAGCAUCUAAUCAAAAUCAGCGAUCGUCCAAUCGUCGUGUUACUAAUCAACAUGAUGAUGAUGAUGAUUAA